This is a messenger RNA of Telopea speciosissima, 1264 nucleotides long. RefSeq names its product beta-1,4-xylosyltransferase IRX9-like. The transcript is spliced from 3 exons. Gene Ontology annotation, biological process: glucuronoxylan biosynthetic process; plant-type secondary cell wall biogenesis. Bases 96 to 1211 code for a protein of 371 amino acids. The record is from RefSeq and is a predicted model, not a curated record. Gene Ontology annotation, cellular component: Golgi membrane. Lineage: Eukaryota; Viridiplantae; Streptophyta; Magnoliopsida; Proteales; Proteaceae. Gene Ontology annotation, molecular function: xylosyltransferase activity; galactosylgalactosylxylosylprotein 3-beta-glucuronosyltransferase activity.
AAGGUUAAAGCCCUGAGCUUCUUCCAUGGAAUAUUGAUUCCAGUAUUAAUUCUCUUGUAUCUCUCUCUACCUUGGUUUCAUUCGUUUUGAGGGAGAUGGGUUCUUUAGAUAGAUCAAAGAAAAGAGUUCAGCUAUGGAAGAAAGCUGCUUUCCAUUUUGGUUUUUGUUUCAUUAUGGGUUUCUUCACUGGUUUCACCCCUACCAGUAGAGCUUCAAUUUUCUCUGCUCCUAUUGCAUCAAAUCAAUCCAUCAAGAACCAGGAAGUUUCCCCCAAGGCUAUUGAAAUUUUAAAACCAGUAGCUACCAAAGAGGUGACCUUGAAUAGAAAUUUAAUGGUUAAAAUUCAGGUGGUAGUUCCUGAAACUCCAGUGGCAGUUCAGAAUAGUUCAGAAGAUCAGCAAAAUAAAUCUCCAGUGAAAGAAGAAGAAGAAGAAGAUGAUGUAACAUUGAUUCCUAAAAAGGUUUUGAUUGUUAUUACGCCGACGACAUCGAAUGAUCUGCUUCACGGAGCCUUACUGAGAAGAAUGGCUACUACACUGAAACUGGUUCCUCCACCUCUGCUUUGGAUUGUUGUGGAAGCUCAUUCAGACUCAACAGAGAUAUCAGAGAUAUUGAGGAACACAGGAGUCAUGUACAGACACUUGGUUUUCAAGGAGAAAUUCACAGACCCAGAAGCUGAAUUGGAUCAUCAGAGGAAUAUUGCACUGAAUCUAAUAGAAUAUCAUCGACUCGAUGGGAUUGUUCACUUCGCCGGGCUUUCUAACUAUUAUGAUCUUGAUUUCUUUGAAGAAAUCAGAGAAACUGAGGUUUUCGGGGCAUGGCCGAUUGCUUCGGUAUCUGGAAACAGGAAGAGGGUGGUGAUCGAAGGCCCUGUAUGCGAUUCUUCGCGAGUUAUAGGGUGGCAAAUAUGGGGCAUGAACAAACAUGAUCAGGAUCUGGUGAAACCAAUUCAUAUUUCAAGUUUUGCAUUCAACAGUUCUGUUCUCUGGGAUCCUGAGAGAUGGGGCCGUCCUUCAUCUGUUCAAGACAUCACACAGAACUCGAUGAAAUUCGUCCAACAAGUGGUUCUUGAAGAUGAAAGCAAGUUGAAGGGAAUCCCAAAAGGAGACUGCUCUAAAAUUAUGCUUUGGAAUGUCCACAUACCAAGAAGGCAGAUUAUGACUUAUCACUCAUCUCCAGUCACUCCACCAAAUAGCAAACACAGAUGGUAGGAGAAUGAAGAAAUAAGGGAGAAGGAGUAAUUUGGUGUUUGAGAGUUUUUAUU